CAACUGUCCUGUACAAGUAAUAGCUAAAUGAGAUGUUUGUGAAAGCAUUAGUAAACUGAAACAUAUUCAGGUGGUAUUGUUAUCAUUUACUAAAGCUAAUUCAGCAUUCUGUUUGUUUUGUGUGAUAAAUACUAAAAAUCAUGAGUUUUCUCUUUUCAGAAUUUGCUUAUGGUGGCCAUCCUUACCCCUUUUCUGGAAUAUUUGAAAUUUCCCCAGGAAAAGCUUCUGAACUAGGAGAGACAUUUAAAUUUAAAGAAUCUGUUGUUUUAGGGAGCACGGACUUCCUAGAAGAUGAGGUAGAAAAAAUUGUAGAAGAACUGGGAAAGGAAUACAAAGGCAAUGCCUAUCACUUAAUGCACAAAAACUGCAAUCACUUUUCUUCAGCUUUAUCGGAGAUUCUUUGUGGGAAAGAGAUUCCUCGCUGGAUCAACCGCCUUGCCUACUUCAGCUCCUGUAUCCCCUUUCUACAGAGCUGCCUCCCGAAGGAGUGGCUCACGCCCGCAGCCCUGCAGUCCAGUGUGAGCCAGGAGCUCCAGGGCGAACUGGAGGAGGCCGAGGAUGCUGUCGCCUCGGCCGCCGCCGCUGCCGGCUCCCGGCCCGGGCGCCACACUAAACUCUAAGUGUCUCCAAAGCCACCCCCGCAGCACUGUCUCCGGCAGUUGAGUGUCACUAGCGAGAAGGGAGGAAGAAGCGUCCGGUGACGCGUAUGCAAAGCUGGCUCUCCCAUCCGGUCUCACAGCUCAGGAUUCCAUUUGUAUAACCAGCCACGCGGCGCAGGAGGGAGAACUGCGUGAGCGCCCUCUGGUUUUUUACCCACUUGUAAAUGCAGAUUUUCUUCUUCUGUUUUCUACGACUCUGUUAAGUUAUGUUUACAGUAUUUUGUAUCGCUGUUUACAGAUCUUGCAUGGACUCCUGCCACCGUAAAAGGAAAAUCUCCAUGUCUUCACUAUCGGGCAGGCGAUCUUUGUACACUUCCGACAAUUGCCAGGGCUCUGGCGUCAAUCAUAGGCACACACAGAGACCAGCGGUCGUGGGCAUCACCUGCUUGAGAACUUGUCUGUCGGGUUUGUGUUCGUUUCUGUUGAGGUUUUGGCACAGGAGGCAGAGAGCGAAGGAGCACACACAGCCGCGAGGGCUGGGGGCCUGGUCUGCUGAGAGGUAGCCCCUCCGCCUCCUCUCGGCACCUACUCCCUCCCUCCCUCCCUCCGGGCAGCACAUCUCCCCUGGUUCCUCCCCAACACCCUCCCCCGGCGGGAGGCGCACGCCUCGCCUCUGUCCAGCUGGCUUUGCUGCCUCUGACUCUGGAACUAAGAUGUUUUUCGUUAAAGUAACUGACAAGUGGUUUUGCACACGUGUUGGGAGCUUCAUUUUUCUUUAACACGCUGACGGCCUCCCUGCACAGGAGUUUGUGGGUGAGUAGGGACAUCCUAAACGGUAGCCUUCCGAGCAGCAGGACGAGUUGACGUUCAACUGCGUGUAGCUAUCCAGGCUGCCUUUAUAUAGACCUUGAAAACAGGUUAAAGCAACACACUCCAAAAAGCUGAUCGUUGGAUGUUUCAGGCGUUUUAGUACAUCAGGGAGAGUAAGUUGUUAGUUUGUUAUGGGAGUAGUUUCACCUCAUCAUGGAAAGCCUCAUCUCAUUGACCUCUCGUUUGAAGUCCCACUUGUGUAUCUUUAAGUUCCUUUUUUUCUGUUCUCUCAAAUGUAUGUCUCUUACGUCACACUCUCUAAGGAUGGAACUGUCACACAGAUAAGUCCUCAUUAGCAAGGAAUCUGUCAGCUCGAGUCUACUCCCAGUUUGGCCCCUGGAUGUAAGAGCCAAGUCAUUACAUGUCACAUUCAAUUUUUCUGCCUUAAGAAUGAAUGUCCUACGUAAGACUGGAUGCCGUAUAUACCGUACCCAAGGCAGUGACUUCCACUUUCUACACGUUGUUAGUUUAAAGUCAUCUCUUAUUUCAGUGUCUAGACUGGAUUGUUAGUGCUACUACUCUUUGUAAAGAUACAUAUCUUUCAGUAAACUACAUUUUUAACUUUUCCAUAAGCUGAUUUUGAUUUAUUUUAUCAACUUAAGCACACCCCGUUCAGAGGGAAAAUAAACCUCCAGUUCUAAGCAUCGACCUGAGGAAAAGGAAGCCACGUAACCUCCUUACGCUUUUGGCUUCUGCUUCUGGGAGGAAAGCUGUCAGUUACUCCCACUCUUGGGCACAGAGCACUUGAUAGAAGAGCUGCGGCAGGAGGAAUGUUGGAGCUUCAUGGAAAGGCGACUUGGUUCAGGUCUAACAUGAGGUUAGAAUAAAACACUAAGAGUCAAGCAGUGGAUUUGUUCAUUCAAAUAAGUCCUGUCCUCACACCCAGGUAGGGGAAGCGUGCGGGGCAUUUCCUUGGGCUUGUCUAACUGGUAGCUCGCAGUUCUUUCUAACUCAUUCAGACCCACAGGGCUCACUCCGGGCCAGCGGCACGUGGAGUGGCCAGCACCGGGCCCUUCCCAUCUGCUCGCCCAGAGCCCAGCACACAAGCGACUAUUAUUUUGUUGUAUUUACUUUAAUCUGCAGCCGUUGGAGUUUAAAAACAGUAAAGGGUCCUAGCUCCAGAAGUACAGGUGGCUCAAGGCUGGUCACAGUAACAAUCAGGUGGAAUUCUGGGCGGGAGGUGAUCACGAUCUAAUUGGACUCGAGGUUGAGAAGUCAAGGUGUUUACUUCCGGGAAUCCAUGGGAGCCGGCUCCUCCUCCACAGCUCAGAGUGCGCGUGGGUCACCCGCCUUUCCUGGCCCCGGAGGGAGGAAUCGUGCUCCCCACCUGACCCGGUUAGACAUCUGGCCAUGGAGAUACUGAGAGGAUGGAGGCCGAGUGAGCCUGUCUCAGGUCCGCGGGACAGUAACAGCGUUGGAGGGUCAGAGGCUGCUGGGUUCUGCCUUUCCCACGCCUGUGCGUGUUUUCUCGACCUUAAGGGGCCUGAGCGUCGGGGGUGUGGCCUGUGGAGUCCAGGGGGUGGUGGUGCCUGAGAUCCAGCCCACUCGCUCCGCCCACAGCAAUAGCGUUACCUUCACCAGCACUGGCACCGAGCAGGGUCCUGGGUCCACGCGCGGGUAGCAACACUCCCGCUUCCGGUUCUGUUCUGUCUGACGGCUCGGCGGUGGGUUCGGCUCUGUUCCCUGCAGUGGGUUCAGCGGGGAGGCCGGGGCUUGUGCCGCAGCGGCCCCUCUGCCGGCCCCUCCCCUGCGUGGAGCUCAGUUAGCGGACGGUCAGCCGGGUCCAGAGGCGUCUCCGGGGGCGGAAAGCUGUCCAGCUGUUGCUCUCAUGACCCUGAAGAUGGUUUCUUGUGACGUUGAAUGCAAAUGUACUGUCAUUCAUAGUGUUUAUAUACAAACACCAGGAAUCUUCACUUUUGCUACCUUGAUACAGCAUUGGGCUAUCAUGUUAACAACAUUGAAAUACAUCAAUUUAUUAAAAAAUACUUUUGUAA
Myotis brandtii (Brandt's bat) is the source of this 3463-nucleotide messenger RNA. It is a transcript of the gene DESI2, whose product is annotated as desumoylating isopeptidase 2. The record is from RefSeq and is a predicted model, not a curated record. Gene Ontology annotation, molecular function: deubiquitinase activity. NCBI's taxonomy places the organism in Eukaryota, Metazoa, Chordata, Mammalia, Chiroptera, Vespertilionidae. The transcript is spliced from 3 exons. The coding region runs from base 141 to 620 and encodes 159 amino acids. Gene Ontology annotation, biological process: protein deubiquitination.